GGAUUGACGUCCGCAUGUCGCGGCCUCGAGCUCCGGUAUUGGGGUAUCCCCUUAGGGGGUUGUUUUUUGGGGUUGGGUUUUUUUGGGGGGGGGAUCCCUGGCUAUAAAGCUGUUCAGGAAUAAACACCUCGCCCACGAGGGCUGGCUCAGCGUUAGUUACGCUCGGAACAACUUUGGGACGGCGGUGACCGUGAGGCGGUUUUGGGCAUCCCAUAACCCUCUGCCCUAGGUAAGCCGCGUUGCACCGAAGCCUCUUACGGCCGCGGAGGUGUAAAGGGGUGUGGGAUGCGAGGGCACGCAUCCUGCGCUCGGGCGGGGGGGGGGGAUGCUGAGGAAGACGACGCAAUGCCCAUCACCCCCCCCUCCCCCGCCCCAGCGUGCUUUCCCUGGCAAACGCUACCUCAGAUCUGCAACGAUUAAGUUACGGCUGUUAACGAGCGGAGCGGCAGCUUGGGUGGAAGUUGGAGGGGGGACGCGCGUCGUGUCGACGUCUGUGUCUAGAGAGCGAAACGUUCCCCUCCGCUCUGGAACAAGGACUCAUCCUUUAUUUCCUAGCGCCUGACCGCAGCAAUGAGACGCUUAGAUUUGCUUAAAAAGAACAAAAAACCCCGAUACUGAGAAUUACGGUCUCCCGGGACAUCCCGUAGCUCUGGAUAUUUGCGUCCCACCCUGGCUCUUGGCUCCCGUGUGACGGCGUCGGUACCAGACCCCGCGCGGGUGCCCUCGUGCAACGUCUCCGCUAGCGCCUUUUCUCUCCUUUUCCUCUUUCCUCUCUUUUUUUUUUUUUUUCCUUUUCCCUCACCCUUUCCAGCAGUUAAACGCUCUCGCCCAGGGUCGCCGUGCUCUUCCCACAGCCAGCUUUAACCCCGUGGCCGCCAGCGGCGACAGCAGCGUGCGGUCGCCCACGACGCUCGCCGGUGCCCCGUGCCGUGGUCCUGCAGCCUCCGCCGAGCCCAUGGCCUCCCGGGUGGGGAUUUUUUUUUUUUUUUUUUUUCUGGCAAAGAUGCUGGUUUUUCCGUAUAUACGUUUCUAAAAUAACUCCGGUCGGGCCGUGGAAGGCAGCGUGCUUUUCGAAAAUAGCAGCGUCGUUACUUUUAAUCGAAUAAAGGCUGAGCAGCGCGGCGCUGCGGGGAGCGAUUGCGGCCGUUGCUCGCCUCUGUGCUUGACAUCCCUAAUUACGUUUUCGUUUUAAUGAGAAGAAAACUAUUUGCGAAGCAAAAUAUUUAUUUUAGCCUGGUGGGUUUGUUCAGAAGAGCUCGUAUCUAUGUUAAGGAGGUGGUUUAGACAGUGCGGGUUUGGUUUUUUGUUUUUUUGUUUUUUUUUUUUUAAUGAGAAAAAACCAUUUGAAUACGGCGAGAAGCUUUUUGGUCGCGGGAGCCUGCCUGCACAAAGGGAGCCAGCAGCUGCAGAGGGCAGGCCGGGAAUUUGCAUCCUCCUUAUUCCUCUUAUUUUGAAGAGGUCUGAAAGUUGCCUCGCCUUCCGCUUUGGUGGACGCCUUUCUGACGGCGGCCGGAACGAGAACGAAUGCAAAUUCGCCUCGGAGUCUCUCAACCCUUCGGUUUUACGCCUGCCUCUUCUCUCCUUUCCCAAAAUCGCCUUGAAAAUACCUGAGCUUCGCAGACUGCCCCGCGGGCUUCCCCGGGAGAUGCCGAGGAGCUGGGAUGGGUUUCCAACAGGUCGGAGGUUUGCCGUCCCUACGAAGGGGCGCGCUUUGGGUCGGCAGGACCGGCUUGUAACGCUGCUCGGCCAAGGGUGGUCCUCGCCGGGCGUUCGGGUACCCGGCGCCGAGGGGCGUCCGCGGCGGUGGCGGAGGGGGUUCCCCAAGCAGAGGGCUGGGCGUCUCUUGCGCGUUGGCUGUGGGUUGUAGCUCUUGGAGGAGUUUCGUAGCCAAACGGUUGAGGUCGUAGUGACCAGCAACAAGCCAGAUUUGAAAGAGGGGGGAUCGACCUGCUGGAAAAUGUAUUUGCGCUUAUUAAGCGUGAUGCAUACGUUGCAGUACGUAUGGCGAAAUGGUCUUUGGUGCUUCACCCUUGCGGGGCUUUCGGUCCGAUUUGCUCUUAAAAGUUGCUCGGAUGGGAUGUCCCGGAGGUGAUGGGCUGGGGACAACUGCCGGGUUUCGUGGGUGGCUUUGGUGGCAUCGCGCACGGGGCGCUGUGGAUGCUGAACGGAGAGCUUGCUCCUUGCAAAAAAAAAAAAAAAAAAAAAAGGGGGGGGGGGCAAAAAACCCCACAAAACGAGUCCCCCGUCGUUUCCCGUGGGACGUGAACGCUGGCAUCAGAGCUCGCUCCCUGUCCCCGUGCGAGCCGAGAGCCGAGGACGCUUCCCUUUUGUUGCCGGAGCUGCAUCCGCUCGCUUCUUGAACAAUCCCUGCGUUGAGCCUGCCGGGCGGCCGGCGUUGGCGCACAGGGCCAGCAUUGUUAGAGGAUGUCGAAAGCACCGACCUUGGCCGGGACAGGGACCACGCGGACCUCUCGGUGCUGGCACGGGGCAAGAACCUGCCACCUGCCGUGGACGUGACCGGGAAGCAAACCCUUGGGAGGAGCAGCGGGAGGGUCUGGUUUCUCUCCCUAAAGGACCCGAAGAGGGUUUAUUUUGGGUGCCGAGAGGUAGUCAUUCCCAACUGGCGUAUCAUCAACGGGCUGCUGGGGAAGCGUAACGCUCUCGUUACCGAUAGAAGAAAACGAAUUGCAGGUCCCAAGGCUAAACGUUCCUGCGUGCUCCCGCGCGAGUAGCUGCUGCUGCGCUGCCUGGACGAGACGUCGCUUCAGACCCGUCGGCGGGAAGGCGGUGCGGAUCGCAUCCCAUCUCCCCUUCGCCGGCGACGGCUCGGCUGCUGCGCCGCCCGCACGUGCGGGUGAUGGAUGUGAGAGCGACUUUGUAGCCUCAACCCGGUGACACCAGGGUCCUCGUAGCCGACUUUGCUCGCCGAGAGGCCAUGGCUGCCUAGUGUCCCCCUCCCCCGGGGUCGGCGGGCCGGAGAUGGCGGCGCAGAGGAUCCGGGCGGCCAACUCGGGCGGCCUGCCGCGCUGCAAGUCGGAGGGGACGCUCAUCGACCUCGGCGAGGGCUUCGCUGAGACCAGCCUCUGCGACGUCAAAGUGCCUUCUCCUAGUGCCUUGCUGGUUGACAAUCCCAUGUCCUUUGGAAACGCGAAGGAAGUCAUAGCAAUCAAAGAUUACUGUCCGACUAAUUUCACCACCUUGAAGUUCUCCAAGGGGGACCACCUUUAUGUCUUAGACACGUCGGGAGGUGAGUGGUGGUAUGCUCACAACACCACGGAAAUGGGUUACAUCCCGUCCUCCUACGUCCAGCCUGUAAACUACCGCAACUCUUCCUUAACGGACAGCGGGAUGAUAGACAAUCUACUGGAGAGCCCUGACGAGGGGGUCAAGGAGUUAGACCUGCUCGGAGAAUGGACAGACGUGAAAAGAAACUCUGUGAAAACCUACAACAACAACCCCUUCUUGAACGGAGUCCAGACGAACCCGUUUCUGAACGGGAAUUUGCAAACAUUGCCCAGCUCGGACAAAGAGUCCAACUCCAACGUCGCCGUUGACUUGCUGCUCUUUGACACGGGGGCUCCUACUUCAGCUGUUUCCAGUUCAGCCGCUAAUAGCAGCUUGGGUAACAUUUUUGAUGAGUUUCCAUCCACGAACAGGCUGGACCUGGAACAGCCUGUGAAAAGGGACAAUCCCUUCUUCAGAAGUAAACGCUCCUACAGUUUGUCUGAACUGUCCGUUCUUCAGGCCAAGUCAGACGCUCCGGCAUCGUCGGGUUUCUUCAGCGGUUUGAAGUCUCCAACCCCUGAGCAGUUCCAGAGCCGGGAAGAUUUUAGGACGGCAUGGCUGAACCACAGGAAGCUGGCUCGGUCUUGCCAUGACUUGGAUUUGCUUGGUCAAAAUCCUGGCUGGGGUCAGACGCAACCGGUGGAGACCAACAUUGUCUGCAAGCUGGAUAGCUCUGGUGGAGCCGUUCAGCUUCCAGACACCAACAUCAGCAUCCGUGUGCCAGAGGGACACGUGUGCCCUGGGGAAACUCAGCAGAUCUCCAUGAAAGCGAUGCUGGAUCCACCGCUGGAGCUGAACAGUGACAAGUGCAGCACCAUCAGCCCGGUCCUGCAGAUCAAACUCAGCAAUAUGGAGGUGAAAACCUUCAUCGUUCUGGAGAUGAAAGUGUCGGCAGAGGUCAAGAAUGACAUCAUGAGCAAGAGUUUGGUAGGACUGCAGUGCCUGCGGAGCGACAUGAAAGAGGGGCCGUACACGCCGAUGCAGCUGAGCUAUUCGUAUGGGGACACGAUCCAGGUGCAGCUGGAGAACCUGGAGCCUUGCAUGUACAUCGCGGCCGUAGCCCAGGGGCAGAACAUCCUCUACCCUUACACCGUUUGGGAUUACAUCAGCAAGAAGAUCACGGUUGGCGUCUACGGCCCAAAACACAUUCACCCUUCCUUUAAAACAGUCGUGGCCAUGUUCGGGCACGAAUGCGCGCCCAAGACUCUCCUGGUGAACGAGGUCACAAGACAGUCCCACAGCCCGGCUCCCGUCGCCCUCCAGCUCUGGGGUAAGCAUCAGUUUGCUCUGUCCCGGCCUCAGGACCUCAAGCUCUGCAUGUUCUCCAACAUGACCAACUAUGAGGUGAAAGCUAGCGAGCAAGCCAAAAUUGUGCGGGGCUUCCAGAUGAAGCUUGGCAAGGUCAGCCGCCUUAUCUUCCCCAUUGCGUCCCACGAUCCCAACGAGCUCUCGGACUUCACGCUAAGGAUACAGGUCAAGGAUGACAAGGACGCUAUUUUGACCCAAUUCUGCGUUCAGACGCCGCAGCCGCCUCCGAAAAGUGCCAUCAAACCGACGGGGCAGAGGCGGUUCCUCAAGAAGAACGAGGUUGGAAAGAUCAUCCUUUCACCUCUGGCUGCCACCGCCAAGUAUCCAGUUUUUCAAGACCGGCCGGUAUUGAGCUUGAAGUACGGCAAGCUGCUGAAGACGGUGGUGAGGCAAAGCAAGAACCACUAUUUGCUGGAGUACAAGAAAGGAGACGUCAUCGCCCUCCUCAGUGAGGAGAAGAUCAGGUUAAAAGGGCAGCUGUGGACCAAGGAGUGGUAUAUUGGCUACUACCAGGGAAAAAUAGGCCUUGUGCACACCAAAAACGUGUUGGUGGUUGGGAAGGUCAAGUCCAGCUACUUCUCUGGGCCGGAUCUCACCACCAGCCUGUUGCUCGAGCAGAUCCUGAGGCCCUGCAAGUUUCUGACCUACAUCUACGCCUCCGUGAGGACUCUGCUCAUGGAGAACCUCAGCAGCUGGCGGUCCUUUGCCGAUGCGCUGGGGUACUUGAACUUGCCGCUCACGUUUUUCUGCCGAGCGGAGUUGGACAGCGAGCCGGAGCGAGUGGCCUCCGUCUUGGAGAAGCUGAAGGAAGAUUGCAACAACACCGAGAACAAGGAGAGGAAAUCUUUCCAGAAGGAGCUGAUGACGGCCCUGCUGAAAAUGGACUGCCAGGGGCUGGUCGUCCGGCUCAUCCAGGACUUCGUGCUGCUGACCACAGCCGUGGAGGUGGCCCAGCGCUGGAGGGAGCUCGCCGAGAAGCUCGCCAAGGUCUCCAAGCAGCAGAUGGAUGCUUACGAGGCCCCGCACCGGGAUAAGACGGGGGCGGUGGACAGCGAGGCCAUGUGGAAGCCAGCGUAUGAUUUCCUUCUCACCUGGAGCAGCCAGAUGGGCGACAGCUACCGCGACGUCAUCCAGGAGCUGCACACCGGGCUGGACAAGAUGAAGAACCCCAUCACCAAACGUUGGAAGCAUCUCACCGGCACCCUCAUCCUCGUCAACUCCUUGGACAUGCUGCGGGCAGCUGCCUUCAGCCCACAAGACCAUGAGGAUUUUGCCAUCUAACUUCUGGUUUUGUCCACGUCUUGUUCGCUGGUUUUUUGGGGGUUUUUUGUUGUUUUUUUUUCCUCUCUCUGCUUUUUUCCCCCCCUUUUUUUAAAGCAGUUGACUCUAAAAGAAGUGGAGGUCGUUCUCCCUGGGUUUUAAGAGGCCAAAGUUUGCAAGUUCUCCACCGGGACUAGAAAUCAGCAGGAGAUGGGAAGGCAUCCAGAGGGGGGAUGGCUUUUCAUACGGCAUCGACACCAGUUAAACUAUUUCUUAUUAAAAAAAAACUUUAAAGGGGGCAAGGGGGCGGGGAGGGACCACAAAAGAGAUCACAUUUUUUUUUAGGCAUUUACAAAUAAAAGUCUAAUUUUUGUAAUGAGCAGUAAAGGUUGUAACCACUUUGGGGGCAAGCUGUGGCUGGUUUUUACGUUGUAGGAACCGCUUUUAAAUUAUCGUUUUUGAGACGACCGCGAGUCAUGUAAAUAAGUAUUUGAAGAGGAAGCACAGUAAAUGCCGUCCCCCACCGCCACGGCCAGGCUUUGGCACACUCCCAGACUGUAAAGCACCGUAUGAACUCGGGAUGUCCUCAGCCCAACAAGCAUCUUACACCAAAAAGGAGCUGAUUUUUGAUUUUAUUUUUUUAUUUUUUAUUUUUUUUUUCCCUUGGCCCUUUGACCCGUUCGGUUGAUUCUUAUUUUAUUUCCACGUCUCUGCAAAACGUGCGGCUUCUCAUUUGCGGACAGGGAGAUGCUCGCUGCCUUUUUUUCAGAUGCACGGGUACCGUUUUUUUUUGAGAACCAGGAGAAGCGGCUGCCGCCUUUCGCGCUUCAUCCCGCCCGGGCGCUGCAGGACAUUUCUGGAAGAAGCUGGAGGAGGUUUGGGCUUCAGCAGAGAUCUCCCCAGGGAGAUAAACCGAACAGGGCUCGGGCUGCUCCUCUCCGCUCCAGAUGCUCCUGCUCUGGGGAAGAAGCCAGAAAAAGGGAGGGAAUUGUUGCCAUCCGUAUAUCCCUUUAUACACACCUGAAAAAAAAAAAAAAAGAAAAAAAAGAAAGAAAAAAAAAGAGAGAAAAAAAAGAAAAAAAAGGAAAGAAAAAAAAAGAGAGAAAAAAAAGAAAAAAAAGGAAAGAAAAAAAAAAGAAGGAAAAGAGAAAAUAUUUCUCCUAAUUUGAAAUCGGAGCUCACCGGAGAUGCUCCGGCUGUGCUACACGACGUAACGUCUCAGAGGGCUUUUCAAGGCUCCCGAAGUCCGGUUGAACUUGUAAAUAGUCUUUGCUUAUAAACCUGGUGCCAUCGAGCUAAAGAUUUGCAGCACCAAGUGCCCGUAUUUUGCCCUGUUUGUUUUAUAGCCAAAUCUUUUGAAUGAGCUCCCCUCCUCCUUCCGCUCCCCGGCUUUCAGAUAUUUUACAUGGGAGGGAAAUAUUUUUGCACAGAAAGAUUAUUUUAAAAGUGCAAAGUCUCUUUAUAGUGAAACGCUGCUACCACAGAAAGGUUAGUUGUUACAGGAUGAUUUUUCUUUCAGGUUAAUCCAAAAAAAAAAAAAAAAUAUAACAAUGGGAAAGGCAUCCGGCAGAUCGUGCCGGCACGGUGGCCUCGGGAGGGAACGGUCCUUUCCUCUUCCCACUCUUCCCAAAAUCACGUCCCCAGAAACGGUCGUUGGACCCCCGCAAGAAGUAAAAAUAGCACCUUAAUUUCUCCUCAGGGGCUUUAAGGAGUUUCCUAUGCAACUCAACGCAGCACAGAGAGGGGUCCGCCAGCAGCCGAGCCCGCUACGCGUCCCCCUUCUCUUUCCCGAAGAGCACGUUUCUCCGUGCGCGAGCAAAAAAAAAAAAAAUAAAUCUCCGCUGCGAUGAGGAACGCCUCCCGCGGGAGCGCGCGUGCGGCACAGGGACGGCUUUUUCCUGGGGUUUUACCCAAAUCUUGGCUUUCGCCGUUCUCCUGGCAAGGGCCGGAGCUCUGCAGAACGGCUGCGCUGGGGACGCCCCGCGGCGAGGGCAGGAGUUUGAGCCUCCUGUGUUUCAGGGAUGUCCCUGAGUAAUUUUGGCUUGGCGGGUUUUAUUUUUUUUUUUUUAAAUUUUUUUUUUUUACCCCCCCCACCUUGUUUUUUCUAUCUACCUCAGGUACUCCGUACGCCCAGCGUUAACAUUUCAGCGGCAGCCUAAAUUAAAUGCCGCUCUCAGCUCAUCGGCAGCCCGCGCCCUCCCUGAGACCCGCCGGAGCGCGGCCGGCACGUUUCGGGGGCCCGCGGGGUGACGGCUGCGUUAAUUCGUCCCUGUCCUCGGUCCGAAAUCCAGUCCCUGCUCACGUGCCGGGACUGGGUGCGUGUCCUUCGGAUGCCUUCCGCCCACUAAACGUCAGGUUUUCCGAAAGCUCCAUCUGGGCUUUGCGUUAUCACCCUCCGUGCAGUAACUCGUUGUUGUACUUACCGUUUAAUGUUCCUUUUUUUUUUUUUUUUAAAAAAAAGAAAAGAAUUUUGGAAAAAAAAUAAAUAUUACGAUUAAAGCUGUUACUUUUCAGUG
Messenger RNA from Grus americana (Whooping crane), 8369 nucleotides. RefSeq names its product SH3 domain binding protein 4 (gene SH3BP4). Gene Ontology annotation, molecular function: protein binding. NCBI's taxonomy places the organism in Eukaryota, Metazoa, Chordata, Aves, Gruiformes, Gruidae. Bases 2980 to 5874 code for a protein of 964 amino acids. Gene Ontology annotation, cellular component: cytoplasm. The transcript has 6 exons. The record is from RefSeq and is a predicted model, not a curated record.